Molecule: messenger RNA, 5406 nt
Organism: Lucilia sericata (common green bottle fly)
Lineage: Eukaryota; Metazoa; Arthropoda; Insecta; Diptera; Calliphoridae
Gene: Sara
Product: zinc finger FYVE domain-containing protein 9
Exons: 8
Coding region: 1027-5286 (1419 amino acids)
Biological process (GO): endosomal transport
Cellular component (GO): early endosome membrane
Molecular function (GO): metal ion binding
Source: RefSeq, a predicted model, not a curated record
AAAUUACAAAAAGACGACUUUUUUGUCGAGAAUUUAAGAUAAGCCUCAGCAAAGUAGCUAAAGAUGGAGUUACACAAGCGCAAGCGGUGCGCGAAUUUUAAUAAAUUAAAACUAGUUCAAUGGUGAAAAAUAAAUAAAAGCUGUAGAAAGUUCCUUAUAAAUAAUAAAUUGUCGCUUAAAAUGCGUAGAAUGUAAAUUGAAGAGUAGAAUUCGAAGAAGGUUGAAAAGAACGCAAAGCUUUGACGCGAAAACGCGUAGUGUGGACCUUCAGCUUAAGAAGAAUGUCUGGCAACAUUGCCGGAUUAUUUUCUUCAAACUGUCAUUUCAUUGUUGAGAAAAAUUUUAGAUUCGUGUUGGAAUAAUUAAAUUUGUAAAACUCUUAAAAGUUCAUUAAUAAAAUAUCGAAAAAAGCCUGUAAAUUUGUAAAAAUUUUAAACAUGAAAAUUUUGUAACAAGUUGAUCGCUUAAUAUAAUGUAAGCAAGCGUUGAAAGCCAAAUAAAAUGUUUGGUUUUUUAUGGCUGCGCUCAUAUGAGGAAUAGAAAAAAGUAGGGAAACAAAGAAAAUAUUAAACAAAUUUCAUUGGGAAAACUAAAUAAAUAAAAAAGUAUGUUAAAAAUUAAUACUAAGAAGAAAAGGUAGACAUUUGAAAUUAUUCAAAAGUAAAAAAUAAAAUAAAAUAUUUUUCCGAAAACGAUAAAGACGUAUUUACCGUUGAAAUAUUAAAACAAAAGUGAUUCAUCGUUAUCAGAGUUACUACAUAUUUACACUCCUCCCGUCUCCCGAUAUAUAUUAUGAACAACUUCUCCAUCAUUGGUGUUUGUUGCACUUGUUUCGUCGUAUGCGAGUGAAUUAUAUUUUGCUGAUUAUUUUUGUGAUUUCGUGAUUUCUUCAUUCUCAUAUACGAGAAACACUACCUCCGGCAGCUGAUACAUUUAAUACAUUGAAAUGAUUAAGUGAAUGGUCUCGAUCAGCAGCUUCAUUUUCACUUUAUUUACAUUUUGUUAAACGGAGGCAAAUUUUAUAAGAUGGAUUUGGUAGAUAUAGAUCAGGUUUUGGACAACUUGGAGUUACACGAAGAGGCUGAAAAUGAACAGAGAAAGGCAGAGGAAAAACUUUCUAAAAGUACUCAACCCUCCAAGUCGUCUACUAGUACAAACAAUGGCUAUCUGCAGCAAACACAAGAAGAAAAAUCCUGUUUUAAAGCAGUUUCUCAGGUUUUCAAUAGUCUGGAUGACUACUGCAGAAAUGUAGAGUCCUUGGAUUCUAAUCUUUCAAAUGCAACUGUUUCCGAAAUAUGUCAGAGAUCUCAUGAUGAUUAUGACAAUGGUCAAAGAUUUCAACCCCAACAUUUGGCCAGCUCUUCUAAGCAGGAAUUAGCUGAGUAUGAAAAUGAAGUGGAAGAAAGUAAAGAUAUUCAUAAAUUCACAGAGCAAAGACGUCAUAAGCUAAAAGCUGAUAAUGAAUCUGCAGAACGGGAUACUACUGAUUCUAAUAAUUCAUUUACUUCGGAAUCUUUGACGACAUCCUCGAAUUCAACCUUCUCUUCGGGACCUUCUUUUGAAGUAGAGUCAUCUUUGGAAGAGGCCAUUCCUGCAACCAAUUCAAAAGAAAAUAAAUCUAUUGACGCAGAAAUUGAAAGUUCUCACUUAAGUAAAGUGGAAGAUAUUGAUACAAUUCCAACCAAAGAACCCCAGGAAACAGCAAAAGGUAAUCAAAGAGAGGAACUAGACGAGCGCAAAGAAGAACAUUUACUAGAAACUACAGAUACGCAGCAAAAAAUUGUAGUUGAGGAUAACAAGAGUCACAACAUUGAAGAUCUGGCACAAGGUUUAUCGUCGAUUUCUAUAACUAGUGUUAAUUUUCAGUCACAAUCGAUAUUGCCUUUAGAGACUUCGAUAUCAUCAUCGUCGUUAGGCAAAGUCUUAGAUAAUCUUACGGAUUCAGAAGAUACUUCAGCCCUCAGCCAAAUAAGGGAUAUAUCCGACAAAGUGGCUACGUCAGAAACUAAACUAACUUCAAUUGUUUCCGAACCACCCAAUACAUCAGUAGAAGUUGUUAAUGAAUCUAUACAGCAGCCGCAAAGUACACGUUUACAUCAAAUAGACCAGCUCCAUCCGCAAAUUGCUGGAAAUCAGCCACAACCAUUUGAAUAUGUUCCCGAAAAAAUGGAGGCUCAAAUGCAAAUCCAGCAACCCAUAACGUUUUGCUCUACUAUGGAUGAUAUUUCAGAUACAGAAUUGGAUUCAAUGUUGCAGGAAAUGGACAUCGAUGAAGAGGGAGCAGACGACCAACAAAAGUCUAAGCCAGAAUUCGUUCCAAUCGCAAACUCUGCUGAAACAGAGCAUUUGGAAAUUCAAAACAGUGAAAAUAAAGAGCAAGACGCUGAUGCAAAGUUCGAACAAAAAGAAGAAGUCGCAUCAGUAUCCAGCUCAGGGGAUCAUCCUAAUGGCGACAGUUUUUCUCAAGCUUCAACAGUAGAGUUUUCUGAAAUAAGGCCCCAGAUAGAAAAUGAAAACGAUGUGGCCGAAUCAGAAAACAAUAUGGUGAUAAAUUCGGCAGUUUCGUCGUACAGUAACAGCGAAUCUUCUUCAUUGGAGGGCGAUAUAAUUCGUCCAAAAAACUUAGAAGUAGAAGAUGACGAGGACGGAAAUAGACCUCAAAGGCCGACCUCACUGGAUUUGCCAGCUAUACAAGCUCUAGACUUGUAUGCAAAUGCUGGACAAACUCCGCCGGGUAGUGAGCAACAACAACAACAGCAACCGGAGCAAGAACAAGGGCAGACGGAGUUACAGACUCCUUCACCUGACGUUGAACCACAGGAAAACCCAAUAACAAGUGAUGUGGCCGAAGCGACUGGAUACAGUGAGGAUCCGAAUGCAAAUUUAGGCAAAGUUCCUCCAAUAUGGGUUCCCGAUAACAUGGCAACAGGUUGUAUGCAAUGUUCAGCUAAAUUUACUAUGAUUAAACGUAGACAUCAUUGUCGCGCAUGCGGCAAAGUUCUGUGCUCAGUCUGUUGCUCUCAGAAAUUCAAGUUGGAAUUUCUCACCGAACCGGAGUCUAGAGUCUGUGUACAAUGUUAUCUAAUUCUGACCCAAAGACAAACACAAAGUGUGAUAAAUUCGAGUAUAAAUGAGCCGACAUCUUCUAACCUUACACAAGACACAACUGCCGUAAUAAACGACAACGUCGCUCCAGCAGCUCGUUCUCCUAAUCCCAAUAAUCCGAUGGAGUAUUGUUCUACUAUUCCGCCGUAUCGACAAGUCAGCACCGAACCCAAAACACCACCCAGUGUCAUUGUCCCUGUAGGAGUACUGAAGAAAGAUAACGGAAGUUAUUCAUCAAAUUCCUCUAACUCCAGCGGCCAAAAAGCACGCAAACGCAAAUCUGUUAUGUUUAGCGAUGGUAUAGCACCGGGUAGUGAUCUGGCUAGCAUAGAUCAGUGGAAUGAACCCAAACAACCGCGACGACAAAGUGACCGUUCAAAUAGAAACUCAAACGGUAACAAUAAACCACCAACACCUGCGCGCUCCGAACAUAUAACGGACGCCACUACAAUGGGUCUGGUAGCCCAGUUAUUUAGAGGUUCAAUACCACCUUCGGCAGCUGCAGCCACAGUAAAUACCGUGCAAUCAAAUUCAAAUACGAAUACUUCAAAAGGAACAGUAUCGAAACAAAGCACUUCUUCAACAAAUAAUAAUAGUACAUCAACUGCAAUUUCAAAAAAUCAGGACAACAGUCGUGCCAAACGUUUGCCACCAUCGGGAUGUGAUGACCAUGGCUGCUUUAUACCUGCGACCGAGGGAACUUUACCACCCAUUGUGAUUGCAAAAGAUGAAAGUGGUUGUGACUACGACUACAAGGAUGUGGCCAAUAAUUAUGAUUUAGUAAAGCGUUUACAAAACGAAACUCUUAAGUUUGCAGUGCAAAAAAAUUUCUUUGUUUUUGUUAAAAUCGUCAAUUUGAAAUGUUGUUUAAACCGUACAGUCAUUAAUUUCACUACCAAUGGUAUGCAUCAUGUUGGCAACGAUGAGAUUGUCAUUUUAUUGGAGUUUGAACCACCAGCCUCGAAAGAAGAUGUUUCAGUUGGCAACCUAAUUCCUAAAGACAUUUUUGUCCAUUUAAAUGAAAUUUAUAACAACGCCGAAUCUGGAAAUCCUAUCCAAGAUUUAACUCACACCAGUCCCCAACAACCUAAUUUCCUAGGAUCUCGAGAUUAUGGGGGUUUUAUAUUUAUACGACCGACUUUUCAAUGUAUGCAGGACAUUAUUCUACCAGACAAUCCAUAUUUAAUCGGAAUACUGAUACAUCGUUAUGAAGUUCCAUGGGCCAAAGUAUUUCCUUUACGUUUAAUGCUACGAUUGGGUGCCCAAUAUCGUUACUAUCCCUGUCCACAUGUGUCGAUGGUAAAUAGGGAUUCCGUUUAUGCUGAAAUCGCACAGACAAUUAUAAACUUUUUGGCAGAUUUUCGCAAUUACUCAUACACAUUGCCAUUUAUUAGAGGAAUGUACAUUCACAUGGAAGAUCGUCAAACUACGGUUGUGAUACCAAGAAACCGUUUAGAAGACGUUAUUAAGGCUAUUAAUAAUUCCAGCGAUCAUAUUUUGGCUUUUGGAGGAAAUUUUUCAAAGACAGCCGAUGGUCAUUUAGUAUGCAUGCAGAAUGUAAACGAUGAUCGCACUGAAAUGUAUGCAUAUUCUACGCAAGCUAUCAAUAUACAAGGACAGCCCAGAAAAGUUACCGGUGCAAGUUUUUUUGUUCUGAAUGAAUCAUUGAAAACCACAAGCGGCUUAUCUGGAAAAUGUAGUAUUGUAGAAGACGGUUUAAUGGUACAGAUUUUACCUUCAAAAAUGGAAGAAGUACGCAACUCGUUAAAAAAUCAAACUGAUGUUACCAUCAUUUGUGGCCCUGUAGAUGCCGAUGAACAACACACGGAAAUUGUUUGCCUCAAAUGGGUAGACAAUGAUAAAGAAUUUAAUAUCGGAGUGAAAUCGCCAAUAGAUGAUCGGCUAAUGGAUGGCAUAUCAAGUAUGCGGGUUCAUGCCAGUUUUAAUUAUUCCAAUUCAAAUUAUGCCAUUCGUCUGACCGACAUUUACGUAGUUAAGUACGAUAACUGGUAUAAUACUAACUCCUCGACAAUAAGCGCAGCCACAACUACAGAUAUAACACGUAUGACUGAACAAAUUGCUCGAAGCACAUCAAUGGCCCUUGUGCCUUUUCUGGAUCUUUUAGCAGCCAGUAAGAGUACAAAAAUAGGUCUUAGAGCAACGUUACAUCAAGAUAAUUGAACAACAAGCAAAUCUUGGAACUGAACACACAACAACACCAUUUUCAACAUUUUCUGCAGUUAUAACACCAUUGAAUGCUAGUGAUGGUUUUGAAAAUCCUGGAUAUCUGCCAGAAGGAGG